UGAGGUUUCUUCAAGAACUGGAGUCAUUACGCAACUCUAUCUGUAACCUAGGAACGGUUAAUUUUGAUCUAUUUAAGUUUGAGGUAACAAUUAAUUUAAAUCUUGAAGAUUUAUAUUGUAUUUGUUCCUGGAAAUCAAGUGAAUGGGUAAAAUGUUGUUUGGAGCCAUCUCACAAACAAUCUUCACUGUUCGGAGACAUGCACCGGAAUUAAUUCGUCCAGCACAACCCACUCCUCGAGAACUGAAGCCUCUCUCCGAUAUUGACGAUCAGGAAGGACUUCGUUUUCACAUCCCGCUGAUUUAUAUUUAUCGUCAGGACCCAAUAAUGAGAAACAAGAAUCCGGCGAGUGUGAUCAGGGAAGCUUUGGCCAAAGUGCUGGUGUUCUACUACCCCUUUGCUGGCAGGCUAAAAGAAGGUCCGGCAAGGAAGCUGAUGGUUGAUUGCUCCGGUGAUGGUGUGUUGUUUAUUGAGGCCGAGGCGGAUGUUACUUUGAAGCAAUUGGGAGACGCGCUUAUGCCUCCUUUUCCUUGUAUGAAUGAGCUCCUUUGUGAUGUUCCUGGGUCUGAUGGCAUCCUCGACUCACCAUUGCUGCUGAUUCAGGUAACACGACUAUUAUGUGGCGGAUUUGUCUUUGCACUACGACUCAACCACACUAUGAGCGAUGCACCGGGACUCGUCCAAUUCUUGACUGCCCUAGGGGAAAUGGCACAGGGAGCAUCAACACCCUCAACAUUACCCGUGUGGCAAAGGGAGUUGCUUUUUGCAAGGGAGCCACCACGUGUAACAUAUGCUCAUCGCGAGUACGAUAACAUUGAAGACGCCAAGGGUACAAUCAUCCAACAGGAUGACAUCACACAUAAGUCAUUUUUCUUUGGCCCUACCGAGCUUUCAGCCUUACGUAGGCUUGUUCCAGUAGAACUACAAAGCUGUACCACCUUUGAACUGCUAACAGCUUGCCUCUGGCGCUGUCGUACCAUUGCUCUCCAGCCUGAUCCGGAAGACGAGAUGCGCAUCAUAUGCCUCGUGAAUGCACGUUACAGGUUUAAUCCACCCGCCAUCCCUAUAGGAUAUUAUGGAAAUACUUUCGUCAUGCCAUGUGCCAUUUCCACAGCUCGAGAACUAUGUAAAAAACCAUUAGCUCACGCCUUGGAGCUGGUGAGGAAGGUCAAAUCUGAUGUCACCGAAGAGUACGUGAGAUCUAAUGCGGAUCUAAUGGUUAUCAAAGGACGACCACUUUUCACAGCUGUUGGAAGCUUUAUCGUAUCAGAUGUGACUCGUUCUGGAUUAAAUGACGUUGAUUUCGGGUGGGGAAAGGCCGUCUAUGGAGGGGUUGCCAAGGGGGGAGCAGGUUCUUUCCCCGGUGUUAGUUUUUUCGUAGCUUUUACAAACCAUAAGGGUGAGUCUGGUAUCGUGGUACCCAUAUGUUUGCCAAGUGUCGCAAUGGAGAAGUUUGUCGAAGAACUAAAUAGCAUGUUGGUGCAAGACAACAACAAUCAUGUGCUUCAAGCACACAAGUUACUUGCUACAUCAAAACUAUAGUUUCUAUGUUUUGUCACUAUAGUUUCUAUGUUUUGUCGAUAUGUGAUUACCAAAUUAAUGCGCUGUUAAGAGAGAGUUAAUUUUAUUACAAAAUGUUCUUAAUAAUAUGUUUAUUUGUAUGGUGAA
Lactuca sativa (garden lettuce) is the source of this 1666-nucleotide messenger RNA. Its product is annotated as benzyl alcohol O-benzoyltransferase. The record is from RefSeq and is a predicted model, not a curated record. NCBI's taxonomy places the organism in Eukaryota, Viridiplantae, Streptophyta, Magnoliopsida, Asterales, Asteraceae.